Messenger RNA from Cetraspora pellucida, 354 nucleotides. The record is from the annotation of a GenBank genome assembly. Lineage: Eukaryota; Fungi; Glomeromycota; Glomeromycetes; Diversisporales; Gigasporaceae.
AUGGAUAUCAAUGUCAAGAAGAGAGAAGCUCAGAUGGCUCUAAUAACUUUGAAAAGCCAAUAUAAUCGAGCCCUUGAACUUAUGGAAAGAGUCUGGAAAUUAGACUUAUAUACCACCUGUUUAUGUAUUUUAUGUAUAGUUAUUGGGUGUACUCUCUUAUUUUUAAAGAAAAAUGUUGUGAAUUUAAAUUCUAUUGUAAGCCUUGGUGUGUCUUCUGCUGGUUUUCUCGUUUCUGGAGGUAGUGCUAUUGCUGCCUUUAAAUCACUUCUUACCUCCUCUUCCGAAUCAGAUUCUGGUAUUGAGAACGCUGAUAAAGGUCCAAAUUUCGACCUUGCAGAAUCUGCUGCUCUAAUU